GGUGUGCGGGUAGAGCGAGCGAGAAAGAGAGAGAGAGCGCGCGCGCGUGUGAGUGCGUGCGGAGCAUCUGGGUAUUUUUUAAAUACCGUGUGGAGGAGCGCGACGCACGUUUUGUUCGCAGUUAACCGGCCGCGGUAGAUGUAAGUUCCCCCGUCCUGUGGGAGAAGCGGAAACCGAGAGGAGUACGUUCUCUGGCAGCAGGUAUUCAGUGUCUGCGAAGGAGGGAAAAAAUAUGUCUGCCUCAGCGGCAAAAGUGAGUAAAAAGGAGCUGAACUCGAACCAUGACGGAGCGGACGAGAGCUCUGAAAAGGAACAGCAGGAAGCAAUUGAACACAUCGAUGAAGUACAGAAUGAGAUUGACAGAUUGAAUGAACAGGCCAGCGAGGAAAUAUUAAAAGUAGAACAGAAGUACAAUAAACUACGCCAGCCGUUCUUCCAGAAGAGGUCAGAAUUGAUCGCCAAAAUCCCAAACUUCUGGGUCACGACAUUCGUCAACCAUCCACAAGUUUCUGCUCUCCUUGGAGAAGAGGAUGAAGAAGCACUCCAUUACCUGACCAGGGUAGAAGUGACAGAGUUUGAAGACAUAAAGUCAGGUUACAGAAUAGAUUUUUACUUUGAUGAAAAUCCUUACUUUGAAAACAAAGUCCUUUCCAAAGAAUUCCACCUGAAUGAGAGUGGCGAUCCAUCCUCAAAGUCCACAGAAAUCAAAUGGAAAACAGGGAAGGACCUCACAAAGCGUUCCAGUCAAACACAGAACAAAGCUGGCAGGAAGAGGCAACACGAAGACCCAGAGAGUUUCUUUACCUGGUUCACGGAUCACUCCGAUGCGGGGGCUGAUGAGCUGGGGGAGGUCAUCAAGGAUGACAUCUGGCCGAACCCUCUGCAGUACUACCUGGUCCCAGACAUGGAUGAUGAAGAAGGAGAGGGGGAGGAUGAUGAUGAUGAAGAGGAAGGCUUAGAAGACAUAGAUGAGGAAGGGGAUGAAGAUGAAGGAGAGGAAGAUGAAGAGGAGGAUGAUGGUGAGGAAGGAGAGGAGGAUGAUGGGGAAGAUGACUAAAAAAAAAUUCUGCCCACGUUUUUUUUCCCUGCCGUUUAUUCACCGAUUCUUGGGAGCAAGAUGCUUUUUCUUUUCCUUCUUUCCCCCACCUCCCAUUUCUUUUGUGGUCAGUCUCAUUGCUCAGAAGUGUCUGUCCGUGCCAUGUCUGAUUCAGCUUUAUUCCAGGACUGAACUUCAUCAGAAAAAUAGUGAUGAAAUUUACCAUGGCACGCUUUUCCCUGUGUACUGUCUUCAACUCCCAGAUGCAUCUGGGAAAAAGUAAAUAUGAAUAGAAAUGCCA
Molecule: messenger RNA, 1337 nt
Organism: Paramormyrops kingsleyae
Lineage: Eukaryota; Metazoa; Chordata; Actinopteri; Osteoglossiformes; Mormyridae
Gene: seta
Product: SET nuclear proto-oncogene a
Biological process (GO): nucleosome assembly
Cellular component (GO): nucleus
Source: RefSeq, a predicted model, not a curated record